Molecule: messenger RNA, 1814 nt
Organism: Aplysia californica (California sea hare)
Lineage: Eukaryota; Metazoa; Mollusca; Gastropoda; Aplysiida; Aplysiidae
Product: galactose-3-O-sulfotransferase 2-like
Exons: 1
Coding region: 64-1197 (377 amino acids)
Biological process (GO): glycolipid biosynthetic process
Cellular component (GO): membrane
Molecular function (GO): galactosylceramide sulfotransferase activity
Source: RefSeq, a predicted model, not a curated record
CUUUUUGCGAUUUUGACGUACUGUCUCGUGGCCUUGACCGAUGUGUCGCCCGCUUCUGCCCAGAUGCUUAGACAGUACGAAGUGACACAGGUCAGCACUGGCAUCCACGACAACGGUUACGGGGCCAACGGUCGACCAGCUGCGCAGCUGGCCGCUGCCCCACCUCUGGCCGGUCUGACCAACGUCAGUUGUCGCGGGAGUGACGAUACAACACGAGGGGGAGGGCCCCGACAACACGUGUUCUACCUGAAAACUCACAAAACGGGAAGCACGACCAUGUACUCUAUUCUGGCCGAGUACUGCCGCUCAAGGGAACUCUUCCCUCUACUGCCAAGGGGCAACCACAUCAACCUGCACGGAACCUUCAAACCGUGGAUGCUGUCUCUUAUACCUGGUGUCAGCAAAUACGACAUGGUCUUCAAUCACCAUAUCUUCCAUCCGGAUAUAUUGAAGUACCUACACGACGACACCUUCAAAGUGACGACCGUCCGAGAGCCCCUCCAGCAGUUCACGUCUAGCUUCACGUUUUUCAGUCAAUUCGGGGAGGAUUUUCCUUAUCUGGCGAAAAUCCCAGGACCUGAUAAAAUCAGUACUUUUCUGUCGAAUCCAGAAAAAUAUGAAGGAAAGGGCACUGAAUCCUACACAAACAACAGGCAAUCAAUCGACCUUGGUUUUGACUACAGACAUUACAGGUUUAACGAUACUAACUAUAUCAAGAGUUUCGUUGCAAAUGUAGAGAAGUAUUUCGACCUUGUGCUCAUUACGGAUUACUUUGAUGAGUCAUUGGUGCUGUUGAAGCGCCUGCUCCGCUGGACAACACAAGAUAUCUUAUUCUUUAAGAAGCACAACCAAGGUCACCCUCGACUUUCUGUUUCCCCACAGCAAAUGGAGCAACACAAGCGACAUUCUAUGGCUGACAGAGCGCUCUACGACCAUUUCUUGCCCAUAUUUAAAGCUCUCGUAUCUAAACAUCCUGAUCUGAUGGGCGAAGUCGAAGAAUUCCGACAAGUUUUGGCUAAAGUUGGAGAGUUUUGUGGGUCCACCGACAGGAACUGGAAACAAUUGAUUAUUCUCGCUGGGAGAUGGACUGACCAAGUGUCAAUUUUACGUUCAAAGUGUAAAUGGCUUAAACUGGAUGAAGUUAGCUUUACAAAUCACCUAAAAGCAAAAGAAACGGAGCUGCUGAAGGAUGGAUGAAGAUACGUCGAAAUAAUAGUUAUAUGGAAUAUGCAUAAUAAUGAUAUACGUUAACAUGUUAACAUAUUCUCUUUAUGUGUGCCAUAUUAUGUUGUUGAUUAGGUCCUUGCCCAGAAUUGGCAUAUUGCUUUGUCAAAAGUUUUUAGUUAGUUUUGGUCAGAGUAAUUUUAUCGCUGGGAAACAUCCUCCAGGUUCCGUUUAACUUGCCCCUUUCUAAUUCCAAAUUCCUAAUCAUUAUUUCUUCAGGAUUAUUUCUGCUAGGAUUAACGGAUAGUCGUGCUUCUUCUCAUGAAACAUACUUAAUGAUUAAGCUCUUUUUCUGCUUUAAGAAGACUGGAAGCCGCCAGUAUAUACUAAUAUGUUAGGAGCAUGCUCACAAUUUUAUUAGCAGAGAGGAAAUAAAACACAAAUGCUCCAACUGGCACUGGCAGGAUGUAGGAGGUCUCAAAUCAGAACCAGAAGAAGAGACAAAUAAGAUUCUUUGGCCUUAUAAAAAGAUCAAAUUGACAUGAGAAACUGUUACUGUGUGGAAAGACAGAAAGUACGAAGAGCAGAGGAAGGCAGAGAACAACAUACACAUAAUGAUGGUCUGAGAAACUUUAUGACAAACAACACAA